AUGCUCCGCGGACGUGGCCUCGCGCUCCGCUCGUCUCGCGCGCUCUGCGCGGUAGCGGCGCCGGCACCGGCACCGGCAGCGGCGGCGGUUGCCGCGCCAAAGGUCAGCGCACCGGCGGUGGCCGACAAGAUUGCGGAGCGGUUCCGCACGAGCAAUCGGGGCGAUCGCUGGCGGCGGCCGCCGCGCAAGUGGCUCAACCAGAUCAUCCUCGCAACGGAGGAGCGAGCCGAGGCGGACAGGCUGGUUGAGGCGUUCUCGGCGUACGUGGACGCGCAGGUCUCUAUCCGGCGGUGGCAGCAGGUCGGUCUGAUCGCCGCGCUCUGCCGCACGCGCAGCUGGGACGCCCUUCUCGAUGUGCUGCAGCGGCGGCGGCGACUUCAACUUUUCCUCGAGCAGCCAAAGCCGCUCGCGGCGGCCGUGCGCGCUCUCGCUGACGACGGAGCGUGGGAGCAGCUCGCAGCGCUGUCGCGGCUGCUGCCGUCCGUGCUGGAGCCGUUCGCCCCAGCGCCGGGCGGCGUGCAGCGGCUCGCGCUCCGCCGACUCGCGGCGGGCGCGCCCGACCCCUCGCUCGCGCUCUCGGCGCUGCAGCAAGCGGUCGAGGACCGCGCCCCGCUCAAGCCGGAUGUGUUUCUCGCCGUGGGGCGCGCGCUUCUCGCCGCUGGGAGGGCUGCCGAUGCCGCCGAGGCGCUGCGCCUUGCGAAAGAGGCGGGCUCGACCGCGGUCGCGGCGGGCGGCGGGAGGAUGGUUUGCUCGCCGAAGCCGGGCCGCGCCCUCGAGCUGCUGCAGGCGGACGUGGCGGCGGCGCUUCAGACGGUCGAUGCCGAGGCAGCACCAGAGGAGGGGGAGGCGGCCGAGGAGGCGGCAGAGGCGGAGGCUGGCGAGUCCGCGACAGAGGACAAGGCGAAGGCGUAG
Molecule: messenger RNA, 912 nt
Organism: Emiliania huxleyi CCMP1516
Lineage: Eukaryota; Haptophyta; Isochrysidales; Noelaerhabdaceae
Exons: 1
Coding region: 1-912 (303 amino acids)
Source: RefSeq, a predicted model, not a curated record